Molecule: messenger RNA, 748 nt
Organism: Sesamum indicum (sesame)
Lineage: Eukaryota; Viridiplantae; Streptophyta; Magnoliopsida; Lamiales; Pedaliaceae
Product: kirola
Biological process (GO): defense response
Source: RefSeq, a predicted model, not a curated record
AAUAAGAAUAUUAACAUAUAUAUCAGAAAUCGAUGGCUGAAUUUCCCUGUAAGCUUAUUGCCCAGGUAGCGUUCAAGGCUGGGGGCGACGUGUUUCAUCAGCUCUUAGCUAAGAAGCCUCAACACUUGGCCAAUGUCACCCCUGGAAAAAUCCAGGCUUGUAAUCUGCAUCAGGGCAACUAUGGAACUAAUGGAUCAGUCAUUCAGUGGAACUACACUCUUGAUGGGAAAGCUUUAAUUGCAAAACAAUUGCUUCAUGAUAUCGACGAAACCAAAAAGCAAAUUAAAUUUAAGAUGCUUGAAGGCGAUCUCCUAGAGUUGUACAAGAACAUGGUCUUCACUGUCCACGUCGAGACCAAAGGUGGAGUCGACUUCAUCACUUGGACCAUAGACUACGAGCUGAUCAAUCCCGAUAAUCUACACCCGCUUUCCACCUUAAAUUGGACCAUCGAGUUCACUAAAGAGAUCGAGGCUCAUAUCUUAGGAUAAGGGAUGAUUGUUGCGCAUAUGAUGGGGUUUCAAAUUCACUAAUAUAUAUAUUUCUAUUGUUCCGCCUAUUAAAAUGAAAUAAAGAAAAAGAGGAAAUGGAAUAAUAUCAGCAUGCAUAUAGGUCUGCUGGUGCUAGAAAUAAGGAAUAUGUACUUGUUGGUCAUUGUGAUUUGAGUGAUCUGACAGUACCUAUUCCUCUAUUUUAUUUAGGUAUGAUAUUUGUAAUGUGAAUUUAAAUCACUCUUUAGUUGAUUAUAUUG